Rhizophagus irregularis DAOM 181602=DAOM 197198 is the source of this 2420-nucleotide messenger RNA. RefSeq lists its product as uncharacterized. Gene Ontology annotation, biological process: maintenance of cell polarity; piecemeal microautophagy of the nucleus; exocytosis. Gene Ontology annotation, cellular component: membrane; cytosol; intracellular membrane-bounded organelle. The record is from RefSeq and is a predicted model, not a curated record. NCBI's taxonomy places the organism in Eukaryota, Fungi, Glomeromycota, Glomeromycetes, Glomerales, Glomeraceae. Gene Ontology annotation, molecular function: sterol binding.
AAAAGAGGAAAAAAAUGCAAGGAUGGGCAAAACGCUGGGUACAAAUAGACAAUGGAGUGUUGUCAUAUUAUGCACAUCCUCACGGACCUUGCCGUGGAACGAUAUAUAUUGCACUUUCUGCAGUAUCUUCUAAUGCAAAUUUUUGCUCAAUCAAUUUGGAUUCUGGAACUGCUACCUAUCAUUUGAAAGCACUUACAAAUGAAGAUUUUGAUGGAUGGAUGAAAAUCAUUCGUAAAUAUGUGAACAUAUCAAAAGAACUGCAGCUUAAUGAUCCAGAAUAUCCGAAAAUGACAUCUCCUCGCCAGUCCACGGAUUUUGAAAGGAGGCAAAGCAUGUAUAUUAAACGUCAAAGUUUAUUAUUAGAUAGAAGGAAUAGCCUUCAUAGAGAUCCACAAAGUUUUUUCCGACUAAAUAAUAAAUUGGACGAAGAUCUUGGAAAAAUAUAUGGCAUAUUUAAUAGUAUGGAUAAUGGGUUCAAGGACAUAAAAGAAAUAUUAGAUUAUUUUAAAAAUUCUGUCGAAAAUAUAACCUCUCCAGGACGCCAAAGUCCAAAUGUCGAAGGGAAAUUCCGAUUAAAAAAAUUCCCUCUUUCGUUACAGCGAGGUUCAACUACAUUAGAACAAUCAUCAUCAUCACAAACUUCAAUUCCAAUGUCACUGGAUCAAAUUUAUGAAAAGUUAUAUACCACAUUUUCAACUUUGAAAACGGAUAAAGAGCAAGCUUUUGAAUUCUUACGGGGCGAGAUUGAAAGAUGGAAACAACUUGAUAAUGCAUAUCGUAAACUUGUAGUUGAGCACGCAGAGUUACGAAAGAUUUUAUCUGACAGGCAACUUACAGAUGUCCCUGAACAAAUGCAACAAGAAGUGUUAUUAUCUGAAAAAUCUAGUACUGAAGAUAUAGGAGAAAUAAGGAAUAAUCGAGCUGGAUCAUUUAGCACAGUAAACACGGGUUCUGCUGAAGUAUUCUUUGAUGCUGAAGAUAUUGAAUUGAAAGAUACGACUGAUAGUGAUAAUGAGAUUAUUGAGGAUGAAACUGAAGAUGAAGCAGUUACUGAUGGUUCAAUUACAGAAGAGACGACUGAAGAGAAAUCUAUUGAUGAUGAUAAUAUUGAUGACAAAUCUAACAUUAACAGAUCGACGAUAAUUCGAAGGAGAAAAUGUUUACCAUCUCCAGUAUGCGGUGAGGAUGUUAGUCUAUUGUCUAUUCUUCGAAAAAAUGUUGGUAAAGAUUUAUCAACGAUAGCUAUGCCGAUAUCUCUUAACGAACCUCUUAAUGCCUUACAAAGAAUGGCAGAAGAGCUGGAAUAUAGUGAUUUGUUAGAUAAGGCAGCUACUUUUGAUGAUUCUAUUACUAGAUUGAUUUAUGUAUCAGCAUUUGCAGUUUCAGGAUAUGCAUUUACUCAAUAUAGAGCACUUCGAAAACCUUUUAACCCCCUUCAUGGGGAAACUUUUGAAUUAGUUCGGCCAGACAAAGGUUUUAAGUUCAUAUCUGAAAAAGUUAGCCACUAUCCACCUAUAAUGGCUUGUCAUGCGGAGUCAUCAAAUUGGCAAUUUUGGCAAGAUACAAAAGCUAAAACAAAAUUUUGGGGUAAAUCAAUGGAAAUUAUUCCAUCAGGCACAAUACAUGUUACUAUUCCAAAAUAUAACGACCAUUUUACAUUUUCAAAAACUACUACAUGGAUGCGUAAUAUGAUAUCUGGCACAAAAUAUUUGGAACAUACUGGAGUGAUGAAAAUUCAAAAUCAAACAACAGGAGAAGCAUGUGAUGUAACAUUUAAUCAAAGUGGAUUAUGGAGCAGCGGACCGAAAAGUGAGAUUGUAGGAGCAUUAUACAAUGCUAAAGGAGGCAAGUGUGGAAAGAUAGUAGGAAGAUGGACUGAAAUAAUAUUUCAUGAAAUAGGACAAAAUCAAUUAGAAGUUAUUUGGAAAGCCAAUCCUCCAAUACCAGAACAUGAGCAAUAUUAUGGAUUUUCGCAGUUUGCAGUUGAAUUAAAUGAGUUAACACCAGAUUUAGUUGAUGUAUUGCCAAAUACAGAUACAAGAUUUAGAUCAGAUCAAAGAUUAUUUGAAGAAGGUCAUUUGGAGAAAGCUGAAGCUGAAAAACUUCGUGUUGAACAAAAACAACGUGACUUUCGUAAAUAUUUAGAAAAAGAAGGUAAAUCCUGGGAACCACAAUGGUUUAAAUUUGAAAAUGGAGAAUGGGUUUAUAAAGGUGGUUAUUGGGAGACAAGGGAAAAUAAAUCAUUUGAAACGAAAGUUGAUUUGUGGUAGAGAAAAAAAAAAUUUAUAUUUAGCUAUUUAUUUAUAAAUAAAAAGACUUUUUAUAUUAUUAUUUAUGAGUCGAUCAUCUGACAAGCUAAUAUUUACCCGUCAUUUUUUGACCUUUGCAUUCGUUUCUAUUUUGAGUAAGUUUUAAUGGUG